ACCCCUGGCAAUUCACCACUCAAAAUUGAGGAUCUCACUGUUGAUCUUAAUUGACAGGGGGAGGUUUCUAUUGUGAGAACUGGUUGAAUGAGGACCUCCGUUUUCUGGAUGUUUAGUGAAAGGCCCAUUUUCUUAUGUGCUUGGAAGAAGGAGUCAACUAUGACCUGGAGCUCAGUUCCUGAGUGAGCUCACGCAAGCAUCAUCUGCAUUCUGAAGCUCUAUGAUUGAGGUUUGAGUGGUUUUGGUUAUGCAUUGGAGUAAGCAUAGGUAGACCAGUAUCCUUUUAGGAAAAGAGCAUUUGAGGACCAGGAUCUCAAACCCAUAACUAAGGUCAUGGUUUCUGCUAUGAACUUCGAAGACUUGGACAACUUGCAGGUAGCACCACCAGCUGUGCCUUCGCAAGAUCCUCAAAUCUGGUACUGAGAAAAGUGGUUCAAAAGCAGCGUCCUCCCCCAAGCCAACAUAACCAGCAUCAAGGUGGUAAUCACAACAAAACCACCUCUGCUAGGUGGGACAUGUUCAUAUGCCUGACACCAGAAUCCUGAAGCUGCUGUUCUACCCAGAGCUUGGUCUUGGCAGGACACUUCCAUGAGGACAACAGAACCAUUUUAGGGAUGCUCCUUUGAAGGUAGCAAACAUCCCCAUUGAUUCAUGGGAGUUCACAGCUUGUGAAAAUUGAGAAGUUUUGUUUUCAAAGGCACCGAAUACAACAAGAGACUUUGUCAAGUGUCUGCAGAGGCAAAGUCGAAGCGUCGGUGAGAGCGCACAAACCUCCAAACAAUCCAUUUGCCCAACCAUUCAAGCACCACCUGCCCUGAAUUGGCAGAGUAUCCUAAUCACACACUGGACAUAUCAGCCAGCACAGAACCCAUCAAACCGGCGAAGAAGCAAUCAUCCUCAGUCCUGAGAGACUUCCUAAGAAAAAUAAGAACCUCCUCCAGCCAUGCAACCCUCCAAUCACUAUACUUCUCCAAUUUUUAUAAGAGCCUGGUCAGGCUGCACUGACUAUUGUGUGUUUCCAGUUUUUAAAAAAUGCAAGAGGACUGGAGAAUGCGUAAAAUGAAAACCACCUGAGAGGUAGAGCAAGUAAAGUUGCUAGACCGAUUUACUUCUAAGAAAUCAGCUGUAGGAACACUUUACUUGACUGCAACCCAUCUGAUUUAUGUAGAAUCGUCACCAGAGGUUCGCAGAGAGACAUGGCGAUAGAGAAGCUGCCCCUUACUUCUACAGGAUGUCCAUUGCUGAUUCAUUGCAAGAACUUCAGGGUUGCUCAUUUCGUUAUUUGUCGAGAACAUGAUUGUCACGAUGUUUACAGUUCACUUCUCAGACUAUCACAGCCAGUUGUGUUUGAGGAACUUUAUGCUUUCUCAUACAACCCUAAGCAGAAUGAAAUGGACAGAGGAAUGGGUUGGAAAAUAAUAGAUAUAAGAGAAGAAUUUCAGCGUAUGGGAGUACCAAAUGAACACUGGGAGCAGACUGAUGUAAAUGAAAGUUAUGAGACCUGUAAUACAUAUUCGACAUUUCUAUGUGUACCAAAAGGAGCAAGCAAACCAAUAAUAGUGGGCAGCUCGAAGUUCAGAAGUAGAGGGCGAUUUCCUAUUCUUUCAUAUUUUUUCAAGAAAAACAAAGCUGCCAUCUGUCGAUGUAGUCAGCCCUUGUCAGGAUUCAGUGCCAGGUGUGUGGAGGAUGAACAGAUGCUACAAGCCAUCAGCAAGGCCAAUCCAGGAAGUUCUUUCAUGUAUGUGGUAGACACAAGACCAAAGCUGAAUGCCAUGGCAAACAGAGCUGCUGGGAAGGGAUAUGAAAAUGAAGAUAAUUAUUCCAACAUUAGGUUCCAGUUUAUUGGUAUUGAGAACAUACAUGUGAUGAGAAACAGUUUGCAAAAGCUUUUAGAAGUAUGUGAACUGAAGGCCCCAUCAAUGAGUGAAUUUCUCACUGGUUUAGAAAAUUCUGGGUGGCUUCGUCACAUUAAAGCGGUCAUGGAUGCUGGUGUCUUUCUAGUAAAGGCAGUGGCUGAAGAAAAUGCUAGUGUUUUGGUUCACUGUUCUGAUGGGUGGGAUCGUACUGCUCAAGUUUGCUCACUGGCUACGCUUCUCCUGGAUUCCUACUACAGGACAAUAAAGGGAUUUAUGGUUCUUGUAGAAAAAGAAUGGAUCUCUAUGGGACACAAAUUCUCCCAAAGAUGUGGGCAUCUAGAGGGUGACCCGAAAGAAGUUUCUCCUGUAUUUACCCAGUUUAUUGAAUGCACCUGGCAUCUGAUGGAACUGUUUCCAUGUGCUUUUGAGUUUAAUGAGAAGUACCUGCUGGAGAUCCAUGACCAUGUCUUCUCCUGUCAAUUUGGCAACUUCAUUGGAAACUGCCAGAAAGAACGUCAAGAGUUAAAACUUCAAGAGAAGACUUAUUCCUUGUGGCCAUUCCUUUUGGAGAAGCAAUACCUCUACCAGAAUCCCCUAUAUAAAUCCAGUGCAGUAAAUGUUGUAUUGAAGCCCAAUACUGCACCUUUUAAUUUCAAAUUCUGGUGUGGUAUGUAUAACCGUUUUGAUAGAGGAAUGCAUCCAAGACAGUCGGUCCUGGAUUGUCUACAUGUUUCAAUGAAACAGAAAAUAGAGCUGGAGGGAACUGUAGCAGAUCUGAAUCAAAAACUAACUCAACAGGAUGAGUCACAUUCUGAUACUACCUUUAUCUUACCUAUGAAAUUUUCCAUUGAGGAAGAUUCCUCCCAGCCACAAGUACUUGGUGCUCCUCUGGACUAUAUGGAAGAACAGCAAAUUCUGUUAGCAAAUGGCUCAGAAGAGGUAAUAGAAACUGUUUCUGAUCCGAGCAAAGAGAGGGACAAUGUGAUAGAUUCAUCUUUCACACAUCAGUCUACUUUGAAUAACAUUGACUGCCUUGGGUUAGUCAAGUUGAAUGUACAAGUCGAUGAAGAAAACCAUCAAAUAUCCCAAGAUGCAAUAGAAAAAUAAUUACUUAUUUCCAAAGAACUUGUAAGUCUUUGUUCACAAGUGUAAUCGUCUUGAUAUAAAAUAUCACUCUGCAAAAGUAUCAGAAAGGGCAAAUGCCAACAAAUAGCUUUUUAACAAAGGGAAGAUUGCUCAACAUCUGUCAGGGAACCUGACUGCUUCAAUAUCAGGAUGUACUUCAAAGGGAACAUUUUACAAAAUUACGCUCCUGGUAUGGAUCAUCACUUGCCAAAAAUCCAUUUUGAAAUUUGGGCAUGUCCAUAAUGGAUGGGAAAUUGUGGUUAUUUUCCACCUGAAUUCCCCGCAUGCUUCUAGCAGCGAAGUUCAGAUGUUAUAAUCUGUCCAGUUAUUGGAAGUUUGUCUUACUGUAUUUCUUAGACUUUAAAGGACCAAUCUCAAUAAGUAGCUUAAUUGUAGUGUUUGAGGGUGUGGUAAACUGUUAAGAAACCUAAACUGGCUGCUUUGUAUAUAUGUUUUCUAAAUUGGAAGUUCUUAAAGUUUUAGAUUAAAUAAUUUCUAAUGAAUAAACAGAUUAUGAUUGAAUUUUCCUUUUUAAUCUCUUUGUCCAGCUUUCUCCCCUCAUGCCAUUCUAUUACCUUUGUUCAGAAAUGGCUCCAUGGCUGCCACAUCUGAUAUCUUACCCAAGUGCCCAUUCGAUGUGUAAUCCAACGAAACAUGUUAUUCUCCAUUGAUAUUUGAGUCUAAUUAAGUUUACAAUAAUUCUCUGCCACAUGCAUUUCUCAGCAAGAGUCACUGCAUUGUAAUUAGGGACAGGAGCUCUGGCAGAUUUUUAAGGCCAGUUGUUGCCUCAGCUGAGAUCAAGCAACUGGGCACACAGAGGGGAUGUGAGGAUUGAUCCAUGGAUUUCUGGCCAUGGUUAGAACCAGCCUACUUUGGGGAGACCCUUUAUGGGCUAAGUCACUGGAAGAGGUUGUAUUUCACUUUGUUUUUGCAAGAAAAUUUUUCUCAUUGGGUUGUCCUUUUCUAUUUUUUAUGAAAAGUAUUGCUCAUGGCAAAAUAUUUUCCAGCUCUUUGAGUGAUUGUGAGACAUUAUUACUUCACAUUUUGCCUGCUUUAAAAGUAGUUUUGGUGCUUUAUUUGCCAUAAUAGCGCUGAUUUAUUUUGAGAUCAUAUGGAAACAUCCCUUCAAGUUUAUUUUCUAAUCUAUUAUAUAUGUAGGUUGUCAAAGCUUUGCUUUUUUCUAACAUGUUUGAUAUAUUGUUUUGUGAUUUAUUAUCUGAAAGUGAAAUUCUAGUUUUUCCUAUUCCAAAGUUUCUUUGUCAUUUUCUGGGUUACUAAACAACUAACCUAAUCUCAGCUGGAGUGCUAUCUCUUUGCGAAUCCUUAUUGGGCGCACUAAGGAACUGAAAGAUCUAAGAACCAUGCUUUACAAUUCUUUUGGGAGGAGCUCUCAUGACCUGUGAAAUUUGUGUGUCCUAGAUAAUAUCAGAUGUGCAAGUUUCUCAUCUGUUACAAUGUCAUGUGCUGACAGUACAGAUUUUCUAUUGGGAUCUUGCCAAAAGCAAAUAAGUAAAAAAAAUGUAAAUAAAAUGUUGUAGAGUUUGAGUUUCCCUAAUGGCUAUUUAUUCAAGGCUGCUUAAAGUUUGAUCAUAUUCUCUGAAGAAAAUGUUUGAAUAAUGAUUAGAAUUUUAUGAAAUAAAUCAUAAAGUUGUCAUGAUUAGGAUUUUAUUAUACCCUGCAUCGAUCCAUUCUUUGACUAGACAUUUGGAACGUAAGGGAAUUGCUUAUACACAAGUCAUUGUGAUUGAUAUUACUGUAGCUCACAUUGGGAGUGUACAUAUUUGCUCAUCGGCUCUUGUAAAUCCUGGAUUGUAUAGCACCACUCCCUUCUCUCAACCUCUAGGUCACCCACUUAAAAGGAGACCAUACUUGUGCAAAUGAGAAGAAUUCCCACCGCUUAUUUGCUGACUGUCAGUGCAUGUACAGUUGAAGCUAGUUAAAUCAGAUUUUAAAUAACAAUGAAAUCAGAUUAAUUUGUGUUUUGGGAGGAGAGAAGUUGCUUUUAGUAACUUUUUAAAGAAUAUGGAAAGCAGCUAUCUUAUUGCAGCCUAUAUCUGUGUUCCUUGUAUGAGUACACCCAAAUCCUUCUGAACAUCAGUAUUUAGAAGUUUCGCACCUUUCAAAAAGAUAUCCUGCUUUUCUGUUCUUAUUACCAAAAUAACCUCACAAUUCAUUUGUCGAUUUGUUGUCCACUCACUUAAUAUGAACAUACGGACAAGAAGCAAGAGUAGGCCAUUCAGCACCUCGAGCCUGCUCUGUUAUUUAAUAAGAUCAUGGCUGACCUGAUAGUAACCUCAAAUCUCGAUUCCACCUACCACCGAUAACCUAUCACUCCGUUGCUUACCAAGAGUCUAUCCAUCUCUGCCUUAAAAAUGUUUAGACACUCUGCUUCCACCACCUUUUCAGGAAGACAGUCACAGUUUUUACUAAUUGAAAUACAUAGUAUGGGGUCCCUGUAUUUCAAUUAGUAAAAACUGUGACUAACUUCCCAUUUCCUCAGACAGGGUGUUGAGGCCCUUUGUAGCUUUCUUUUGUUCUAAAUUAAAUCAACUAACAGCACAGAAUAAGAAUUGAACCUGAGACAUUCUGGUUGAUCUAGCUCAGUUGACAUUUAUACCUUUCUUAAUCAUUUUAUAGACAGUGCCACAUUGGAUUUUAGUUGAUUUUUGAAUCUUAUUUAGGUACAUUUUAAGAAACUUAGAAAUUUUACCCAAAAUGAAGGCAACCCAAUGACAUUUUGUAUAAUUAACUUUCUAAAUUAUUUAUUUUUCUUUGGAUUAUUGAAAGUCAUCUUUCAGAUCAGAAUCGAUCAGCAAAAUAGUUUUAAGUUGACCUAUCGUCAAUAAAGGGACUUUUUAAAAUUCAGUUUAUGAUGAUGUAGUUUGUUUGCAGAUCAUUGAUUUGUGCUUUCUGCUUUGUAUGACGUUCCAUUGGAUAGCUGAUGCCUGUCAUAGAAGUAUUGAUCAAGGCAUGAGCCAAAUACAUUAGUGAACAGUGUUUUAUUUCAGACUUCCAACAGCUGCAGUAUUUCCCUUUGACUUUAGUCUAUGGAUUAAUAUUGAAUAUUGCCCAAAAAGGGAAGGCAUCCUGUUGCUGUUCAAACUUUGUGCAAUUAUUCAGUAAAUGAUCAAAAUUUGCCUUAGAUUUGACCACAAUUCCAUGUUGUAAUAUCAAUCAAUAAAUGUUUAAUGACCAGCUCCAAAUUGAAUUUUUCUAAGCAGUUUCUAAUAGUGUGACUACUGCUGCUUGUAUGAUUGUGAUCAACAUUUCCUCCAAACUGCGCAAAUGUGCGACCAUGCAGCAGUCCAGAACUUAACACUCGGGACAAAUAGGCCAUGGCCUAGAAGCGGCCCCUUUAAGAUGUGUAGCUGCGUUGCAAUUUUAAACGGACUGCAAAGUGCAACAAAUGGGCCACACAAUGUGAAGUGAAAUUAGAGAGAACAUUGAGAUAUUUAAUUUGCACAAAGCUGAAUUUGUUACUUUUAAUGUCUGUUUCACCUGUAUAUAGACAUUUUUUUAAAAAACCUAUUCUGUAUCUUCUCAGUUUCAAUCUUCAAAAGAUCUGUGUAAUUCCCUUUUAAUGUUCAACUUAAUUGCCAUAAUUUUUGGACAUUUGUUUUUAAAAAAAGGUUUCCUUAUUUUUUCAAUACUGCCGGGUAAAUGUUUCUGACUGAACGAAAGGAAAUAAAUACAAAUUUUAACUUGGAGAUUACUACACAGAAAUCAAUUCAGGGUAGUUGAGAGGCUAUUUUUGCCUGUGCAUUUUUAACUUGCCAACUUUACCCCUUCUCCUCCUUUCUUGUUGAUUUUUGGCGGAGUUUAGUUUCCUCUGCCAUCUUAAUCAAAUCCCCAUUAUUUAUGAGAGUCUUGGUCAUAUUUGUUGUCAUUCUAUUUGACCGCAUUUGGUGAGAAGGAUACAUCAGUUAAACUUCAGCCUGACCCCUGCUAAUGUUUAUACUUAUGCAUUUCCUGUUGGAAUUAACAGAUAGUGAUCAGAGGAGGAACCACAGCUGAUUUUUUUCUUUCUUCCCUCUUAUCCAAGAUUGGGAGGGGUGCGCUGUGGGGGUAACGAGAUUUGUACAGCCCUUACUGCUGCUGUGUGAAUUGGAGAAUAGCAUAGACUGCAUUGAGCAGGUCUCCCCUGUGUGUGUGUAUAGAUAAACUUUAAUCUGCUUUCCUCAAAUUGAAAUUUUUCAGUUGCUCAGUAGCCUUAAACAAAAUUUUAUGAAACACUAGCUUUUCUAACCUUCUGAAGACAGUCUUGCAGGGACAUUUUUGACAAACCUCUGACGCCCUCCAGUACCUGCCUAAGUUGACCUAAUAUUGGCUGUCUCAAUUUCUUUGCUGCCCUUACAUUUUAAAAAACUUAGAAAUUUUUCUAAGCUACCUCCCUCUGAACUUUUGACCCACCGUUCUCUCGGGUCCAACCCUGACAUUUUCAUUAGUCUUGCUGAUAAGUGCGGUGGUCAAAUUGAUCUCUACCUUUUAGAAAUAGAACACCGACACUGUCUUCUACCUUCCCCUGGAUCUUCUAAUAUCGAAUCAUAGUUUUCCAGAAAGUUGCUGACCUCCUCUCUUCUUGAGAUUGUCCCCUUUCCCAGCCUACAACCUUCAACCUCAUAGAUGCUUCGUCCCUCCCAGAACCAUGAUAAAAUUCCCCAUGUCCUCACCUUCCAUCCCAAUAGCCACCGCAUUCAACAGAUCAUCCUCUGCCAUUUCCACCACCUCUAACAGUGUCAUCACCAACACAUCUUGCCCCCCCCCCCCCCCUUUCAGCAUUCCAAAGAAAUCAUUCCCUCCUCAACUCCCUGGUUCACUCUUCCAUCACUUCCAACUCCUGCUCCCCUUCCCACAGUGUCUUCCCCCUGCAAGUGGAGGAAAUGCAAUGCCAGCUGUUUCACCUCUCCCUUUCCCAUUACCCAGGGCCCCAAACACUCCUUCGAGGUGAAACAAGGAUUUACUUGCACUGCUUUCAAUUUAGUAUACUGUAUUCUUGGUCACAAUGUAGACUCGUCUACAUUGGGAAGACCAAAUGCAGAUUGGGUUAUAGCUUCGUGGAACACCUUCAUUUAGUCCACAAGGGUGACAUUGAGUUUCCAGUUGCCUGUAAUUUUAAUUCUCUGCCUCAAUCUUAAUCUGACCUUUUGUCUUUGGCCUCCGCCAUUCCAAAGAAGCUCAAGGAAUAGCACCUUGUCUUUCGAUUUAGAUACUUGCAACCUUCAAACUUCAAGUUGAGUUCAAAAAUUUGAGAUCAUAACAAGCAUUCCCAUUUAUUUCAGACAGCAGGUGUUGGCAAUGUUUCUGUUGCCAUUUACACCCCUAAACCCAUUUUUUGGUUAUUUGUCCUGUUACCACCUCUUUGCCUUCCACUGUUGCACAGUUUAGAAGAAACUUUGGUAGUUGCACAGCAACCCAAAUGUUCCUGAGCAGACGUUCACAAGUUGGCCCUUUUCAGUUAUUGCGCAUGUGUGACAACACAAAAUAAUUUAAUGGAGCCCCACACUUAAAUGUCCAUGCACGCCAAAAAAUAUUAAAGGAUAUGUUGACCAUCACCCUUUUUGACAUUGUCAUUUCUGCUUUCUAAGCUGUCACAGAUCUUCCUUUUUGUUCUUUCCAACCCUUCUCUCCCCCCCCCACCCCCGCCACCCCUCAGCCACUGGCCACACUUCUCUUUUCUCUGUCUCUCUACUUGGCUAAAAUCUGUAAUAUUUGAUGAAAGUUCACUGACCUAAAUGUUGACCCUGUUUCUUUCUCUACAGUAUGACUGAGCUGCUGAGUAUUUCCAGCAUAUUCUGUUUAUAUUUCAGAUUUUCAGUAUCCAUAGUAUUUUAUCUUUCCGUUAAAAUAAUCAACUUUCCUUGUGAAAUGCAUCUAAAUAAUUUAUUUAAAAAUGAAAAUGAGUCUUGUUUUUAGUGAAUGGGAUUGAAUUGAUUUUUUUAUAUCAAAAUUGCUUCAACAGUAGAUUUUCAGCUUCUGCAGGGCAAUAAAGUGCAUCAGAAGUUUUCCUGUCACCAAAAUUAUAGGGAUGAAUUUUGUUUUGGCAUCUCCUAUCACAUUUAUAAAUGUGAUUGGUAUAGUCAAAAGAAAUUCUCAACUUUUUGGGGAUUAACGUAAUUAGUCCAUUGUAUUACUUGAAAGUGAGGGGCCAAUUAAGAUGUCAGUAAAGGAAGACAUAUUUGUCUGUCGAACCUAGUUUGGUAAAAAAUAAAUUUCCUUUCUAAAAUAUUUUAAUAUCUAUUUUGAAUAUACUGGGACACAUGCCCUUUUAUUUAAUUACUCAGUAAAUCUUUGUUCUGGGCAUUAGUAAACUCCUUCAUUGCCCAUCUUCCCUUUCCUCCGUGCCCUUCCUGCUCCCACAUAAUUGGGACAUAGAAACAGAAGUAGGUUAUUCAGCCCCUUGAACCAGUUCUACCAUUCAGCUAAAUCAUGGUUGAUCUGUAUCUUAACUCCAUCUACCUAACUUGGUUCCAUAACCCUUAAUACCCUUGCCUAACAAAACUUUAUUGACCUCAGUUUUGAAAUUUAAAAUUGGCUAGCCUCAACAAAUUUUGGGGUAGAGAGUUCCAGAUUUCCACCACCUUUGUGUGAAGAAAUGCUUUCUGACGUGAACCUUGACCAGCCUAGCUCUAAUUUUAAAGUUCAGUCCUUUUAUUAGGAAAUCUCUCAAGAGGAAAUUGUCAUGUGGGCCAUGCUGUGAUAAUUCACAGACUAACUUGACGAAGGGACGAGAAACUAACAGACCCCAACUUUUGUGUACAAUGGGGCUGAUGUCAGUUUUGGGUGCCAGCACUGGAUAGCAACAGAGAACUUCUAACCAUAUGGUGGCCAGAGCCCUUUGGUAUUUAGGACAAAAAGCAUACACUUACUAUAUUUGACCCUUUGCACUACUGAAUUAGCUAGCUCUGGUCUUUAAUUAGAAGACAAUGCAAUACUGUCCAAUUUUGUAUUUAAAACUAAUUUCUACAACGGAUAGAUAAUUUAUUUUUCUUAGUUUUAAUUUCUCCUAUUGAAGGAGCCUUUUUUACUGAACCAUGGUUUCACAUAUACUGUUGGUUUUCCAAGUUACUAUUCUUUAUGCAGUAAAGUUCAGCCGGUUAUUUAAUCAUAAAACCAAUCUCAAUCCUGACCUGUCAUCAUUUGCAUAAUUGUAUCCCAGUAGGGAACACUAUAACUAUCAGAAAUGGGAAUCUUAUCUGUGUUUCUCCUUAUUCAAAGGCACUGGAGUGCAUAUAAUCCUAGCCGAGAUUAUCUAACUCAGUCCAAAGCAGCAAUAGAACUUAGAGCUUCUGUAGUAUAUGGUUGGAUGAUAUACUGCCUUUACCAAUUGACUCAUUGAGAUAAAAUCUAUAAUUAAUAUGUAUGUUGACAUUACAAAACAAAUUUGUUUAUUUGUGUGCCCUAAAAGGGAAAAAGUUAUAUAGUUGUGCUUAUCUUUUGAAGAAUGUUUUAUGAAUCAAGCCGUUGAAUAUUUUGUACCAGCAAUAUGUGAUUAUCUAUUUUGAUUCCUGUACUUGCAUUUGUAAGCGGUAAAAUGUUCUUUUUGUGAAUGUAAUAAAAGUAUAAAGUUGCAUA
Messenger RNA from Carcharodon carcharias (great white shark), 10553 nucleotides. It is a transcript of the gene mtmr8, whose product is annotated as myotubularin related protein 8. Gene Ontology annotation, biological process: negative regulation of autophagy; dephosphorylation. NCBI's taxonomy places the organism in Eukaryota, Metazoa, Chordata, Chondrichthyes, Lamniformes, Lamnidae. The record is from RefSeq and is a predicted model, not a curated record. Gene Ontology annotation, molecular function: phosphatidylinositol-3,5-bisphosphate phosphatase activity. The transcript has 14 exons. The coding region runs from base 1197 to 2963 and encodes 588 amino acids. Gene Ontology annotation, cellular component: nuclear envelope.